This is a messenger RNA of Penicillium cataractarum, 231 nucleotides long. Its product is annotated as hypervirulence associated TUDOR domain-containing protein. The record is from RefSeq and is a predicted model, not a curated record. The coding region runs from base 1 to 231 and encodes 76 amino acids. The transcript is spliced from 3 exons. Lineage: Eukaryota; Fungi; Ascomycota; Eurotiomycetes; Eurotiales; Aspergillaceae.
AUGCCUGCCUUCCGCACUGGACAGCGAGUUAAUUACAAGCCCGUCGGUGGGCGUGAAUCGCACACCAGCGAGAGCAUCGGAAUCAUCCGUGAAGUGAGCACUUCCAAUACGACCAUGACGGGUCGAAUGGUUGAGGCUUCACCUCAAGAGCCCCGCUAUGAGAUUGAGAACGAGCGGACUCAGAAGAGAUCUGCCGUCAAGGAAUCGAAUAUUCUGGGCCCAGCAGAGUAA